Molecule: messenger RNA, 1105 nt
Organism: Phaeodactylum tricornutum CCAP 1055/1
Lineage: Eukaryota; Bacillariophyta; Bacillariophyceae; Surirellales; Neidiaceae
Exons: 1
Coding region: 296-904 (202 amino acids)
Biological process (GO): cellular response to nitrosative stress; nitric oxide catabolic process
Cellular component (GO): intracellular anatomical structure
Molecular function (GO): nitric oxide dioxygenase [NAD(P)H] activity; heme binding; oxygen binding
Source: RefSeq, a predicted model, not a curated record
GUAAUUACAGCGUGUAUGACACGAACCUAAUCGAGUCAGUUACCAAUUGGUUAUUUACACCCAACGUGCUUCUACAGCUCCUUCGAUUUCGAGGGAAGAAGUCAACCUCCCGACGCUGUACGACAACGAGCGAUAAUCGGUAGAACACAUUGAUUCUUGUACUCUCUUCGGCAUCACAAAAAAGCUAAAGAAGCACAUCCACUGUGAUUGUAUCGAUCGACAUUUCGAAAAAUCGCAUCUUCAUCCGUGUUCAAAUUGCUAUUCACUGUGGACAAUCAUUAGCUAUCCUUCAAGUAUGCACACCAAGAUCAACCCCGACCGCUACCUACCGAUAAAGACCAUGUCGGCCGAGGAAGAAUCUCGUCUCCAGCACCGUAAAAAGAUGAUUCAACAAACCUGGCGAGCGGUAGAAUUUGGAUUGGAUGUAGACUGCACCCGUAUAUUUUACACUGAACUAUUCCGCAAGUAUCCAUCCGUUCAACCUAUGUUUCAACAUAGCAAUAUGGAAGUCCAGGCUCAAAAGCUGUACGAAGUAAUCCGCGUCGCGGUGCGUUUUCUUGACAACGUGCAAGAACUUAUACCUGUAUUGAAAGACCUAGGGAUGCGGCACGCGAAGCACUACGGAGUAUUGCGUGAGCACUACGAUGCCGUCACAGAAGUCUUCAUUUCUGUAUUGAACAACUAUAUUCUCACCGAGCUGGAUUGCGGGAACGCUGGUAUCUGGGCAAUGGAGGUGGCGGAUGCAUGGCACUGGGUGCUGACGUUUAUAGGGAACACGAUGGCGGAUGCCGGAGAUCAAGCAAUGGUCAAAGAUGUGACACCGAAUUCUCUAGCCAAUGUGCCGACUGCAAGUGUCGUUAGUGCUCGGAAGGGAGAAGACGCUCCCGUAGAGAACGUUGUGUGAAAGCGAGAAGAGCUGCUUCUCAGAAAGUCAAAAUUGCUAUUGCCGGCUUCCACCAAAUCUUUGACGAUCUCGCAGAAAACGUUAUGAAUGCAAUCCUCACUGAUUUACAACGCUAAAUACAUCAGAAAAACUAUCCCAUCUUCCACCAUAAGAGUUAUAGAAAAUUACUGGAUAAUUCAAUAACUCGAUGGAAGCAUGCGU